Cuscuta epithymum is the source of this 2147-nucleotide messenger RNA. The record is from the annotation of a GenBank genome assembly. NCBI's taxonomy places the organism in Eukaryota, Viridiplantae, Streptophyta, Magnoliopsida, Solanales, Convolvulaceae.
CCGGCGUCCAACCAAAUGAGUUCACGUUUUCGAGCACAUUGAAGGCUUGCAAAGGAAUGAAGUCACCUUCUUGUGGCGCUUUAGUUCAUGGGUUGGCACUCAAGCACGGCAAUCAUGGAAGCUUGUACGUUGCCAAUGCACUCUUGGACAUCUACUCUACGCUGUUUACAACCAUGGAUGAGGCAUGUGAGCUGUUUAGUGAAAUCAGUGAGAAAAAUGACGUGACAUGGACAACAAUGAUUGCCGGAUACACUCACCGUGGCUAUGGUUAUUGUGGCCUUCAAACUUUUAAGCAAAUGAUAUUGGAGGGGGUUAUGCCAAAUGCAUUUACUUUUUCAAUAGCUAUAAGUGCCAGCACUUCAAUCAGCCCAUGCUCAUGUGGAAAACAUCUCCAUGCCGCAGUAAUCAAACAUGGAUUUGAUUUUAACGUGCCAGUUAUGAACUCCAUUUUAGACAUGUACUGCAGGGGAAACAACUUAAACGAAGCGAACCACUGUUUCCAUUACAUGCCUCAAAGAGAUAUAAUCACCUGGAACACUCUGAUAGCCGGGUAUGAGAAAUCCUAUCCGAAGGAGUCCAUCAAAUUGUAUUCUUGUUUGGAAUCAGAAGCUCCAAGCCCCAAUGCCUUCACAUUUUCCAGCAUUGUAGCUGCAGUUUCUAAUUUGGCAGCACUUAGUUGCGGUGAACAAGUACAUGGGAGGAUAAUACAUAGAGGCCUUGUUUCGAAUUUGGAACUGGAUAAUGCUUUGAUAGACAUGUAUGCAAAAUGUGGGAAUGUUUUGAGUUCCCGAAGAAUUUUUAAUGAAAUGCCAAGUAGAAAUCUGGUUUCAUGGACAUCAAUGAUGAUUGGCUAUGGACGGAACGGAUAUGGAAAACAAGCCAUUGAGUUGUUUGACAAAAUGCUUAGUUCUAGUCUUACACCAGAUAGGAUUGCUUUCAUGGCAGUUUUAAAUGCAUGCAGUCAUGCCGGGUUUGUGGAUGAAGGAUUAGAGUAUUUUAACUCAAUGGUUGACGAUUAUAAAAUUGUCCCUGAUCAGGAAACCUAUGGCUGUGUUGUAGACCUGCUAGGGCGUGCUGGAAGAGUUAAGGAAGCUUAUGAGCUUAUAGAAAAAAUGCCAUUUGCCGCGGACGAGUCAGUCUGGGGAGCAUAUCUUGGAGCAUGUCUUGCUCAUAAGCUUCCGGAUUUGGGCACCUUGGCAGUAAAGAAAGUGCUUUGUUUGAAUCCAAAAAUUGCCGGGACUUAUUUGAUGCUCUCAAAGAUUUAUGCAGCCAAUGGUAAGUGGAAAGAUUAUGUGAAGAUGAGGAACAUGAUGAGAAACUUGUCAAACAAGAAAGAAGUGGGAAGGAGUUGGGUUGAGGUAAGGAGUGAAAUAUGUGAUUUCGUUGCUGGAGGUAACUCAAGGUUCAGUUCACAAAUAUCGGGAUAAUUGAAAUCGGUUUGCACAAUAUGGAGACUGGUAAGAUCUCAGAGUUCUCAUAUUUCAUUUUGUGAAGUCAUCCCACACAUGCAAAAUAUAAUUAUAUAAGCUAAGGUCUUCCUUCAACAACACUACCUCAGUGCUACAAAGGCUCCCUCCCACCUACGGUGGGGUAAGAGGAGUCGUAUGUACGCAACCUAACCUCUUUAAUAAAGCACAAAGAGCGGAUGACCCAUGAUCAAAAUUGCCUCAAAAAAUGCAUGGAGAGAAUAUUGCUUCCAUAGUAGUCGAUGUCGCAAAUGGCGAUCGCCAUUUCUCGCCAUUGGCGAUUCAGGGUGUCAUCGCGACUAUACAUGGCUAUUGCGCAGGGGAUACACAUAGCGUUGCCAUAAGACCGCCAUGGCGCCAUCGUCACUACCUCACUUUAUUGCAAAUUGGGAUGUUGUGGAAGAAAAAUUGGGAUGAAACAACUCACAACACUAGAGCAUUGACAUCAACACUACAUCAGUUACGUGAUGAAGAUGAGAUGAAUACAAUACAAGAUCCUUCUGAUAUUGAAAUGAAUGAGGAAGAAGUUCCUUUCUUAUCGGAGUCAGACGAGGAAGAUGAGUGCGAUGGCUAGAUGUGAACAAAGAGGGGGAUGACUAUGAGUAUUAGUCAACAGAUCAUAAAGAUCAAACUCUAAAUUCAGUUUUUUAAGACAUGAACUAGUUAUGGAUAUUAAGUUGG